AUGUCUGAUGAUGAUGAUUUCAUGCAAGAUUCGGAUCAGGAGGGAUAUGAUUUUGAAUACGAGGAAGACGACGAUGAAGAGGGCGGCGAUGUCGAUAUUGAGAACAAAUACUACAAUGCCAAGCAAAUGAAGGCCUCCGAUCCGGAAGCAGCCAUCGAAGAGUUUCUGGGAGUACCGGCAUUGGAGAAGGAGAAAGGCGACUGGGGCUUCAAAGGUCUGAAGCAGGCGAUCAAGUUAGAGUUCAAGCUCGGUCUAUACGAUAAGGCCGCUGAACAUUAUGCCGAACUCCUCACCUAUGUCAAAAGCGCCGUCACGCGAAACUACUCAGAAAAAUCCAUCAACAACAUCCUUGAUUACAUUGAAAAGGGCUCUGAAGAUGACAGGGCUAGACACUGUAUGGAGGAGUUCUAUUCCAAGACCCUAGAAUCCUUCCAAAGUACCAACAACGAACGACUGUGGUUGAAGACCAACAUCAAAUUGGCAAAGUUGUUCCUGGAUCGAAAGGAUUAUGGCGCCAUCACAAAGAAGUUAAGAGAGUUGCACAAGGCCUGCGAGCGUGAGGACGGUUCAGAUGACCCAAGCAAAGGCACAUACUCGUUGGAGAUCUACGCCCUGGAAAUUCAAAUGUACGCGGAGACGAAAAACAACAAACAACUAAAGCGACUGUACGAACGUGCUCUAAAGGUCCGAUCAGCAGUACCGCAUCCAAAGAUCAUGGGCAUCAUUCGAGAGUGUGGUGGCAAGAUGCAUAUGAGCGAAGAGAACUGGAAGGACGCACAGAGCGAUUUCUUCGAAUCCUUCCGAAACUACGACGAAGCUGGUUCUCUGCAGCGCAUCCAAGUACUAAAAUAUUUGGUCCUUACCACGAUGUUGAUGAAGUCCGAUAUCAACCCUUUUGAGUCGCAAGAGACCAAGCCUUACAAGAAUGAUCCCCGCAUUGCAGCAAUGACCGAUCUCGUCGAUGCGUAUCAGAGGGAUGACAUCCACCAAUACGAGUCCGUGUUGAACAACAAUAAGGAUCUGAUGUCUGAUCCCUUCAUUGCCGAGAACAUCGACGAAGUCACCAGAAACAUGCGUACCAAAGCCGUCCUCAAGCUCAUUGCACCAUAUACCAGGUUCAACCUCGCGUUCAUCGGCAAGGCACUGAAGAUCCCCGUUUCGGAGGUCCAGGAUAUCCUGGGCUUCUUGAUCGUCGACAAGAAAGUCAAGGGCAAGAUCAACCAGCAAGAUGGCACUGUUGAGAUCGAGGACAACAGCGACGCGGAGCGGCUCCGAGCCAUGCAAGAGUGGACCUCAGCCAUUGGGUCUCUCUGUAGAACAGUGUUCUCCGAUGGGGAGGGCUUCAAGAUGCCCGACGUCCAGCAGAUCGGUGACGACAAUGUCGCGCUGGCGGCCUUUGGCGGCGGCGGGGGUCCCGCAAGGGGUGGAUUUGGAGGUAUGCAGAAGGGCAAGAACAAGGGGAAGAAGACGUCAGGCACGGCAGGCUUGCUCUUCAAUUAA
Hyaloscypha bicolor E is the source of this 1500-nucleotide messenger RNA. RefSeq names its product putative COP9 signalosome complex subunit 2. NCBI's taxonomy places the organism in Eukaryota, Fungi, Ascomycota, Leotiomycetes, Helotiales, Hyaloscyphaceae. The record is from RefSeq and is a predicted model, not a curated record. Gene Ontology annotation, biological process: protein deneddylation. The transcript is spliced from 3 exons. Gene Ontology annotation, cellular component: COP9 signalosome. Bases 1 to 1500 code for a protein of 499 amino acids.